This is a messenger RNA of Tauraco erythrolophus (red-crested turaco), 817 nucleotides long. The record is from RefSeq and is a predicted model, not a curated record. NCBI's taxonomy places the organism in Eukaryota, Metazoa, Chordata, Aves, Musophagiformes, Musophagidae.
GGCCGAGCCCCGUGGCCGGGGGGGUCUGGCCCGUAAGGAGCGGUCUCUCCGUGAGCGCUGUGCUGGGCUGCGCAUCCACCCUCUGGGCCCCUUUCCAGCUCCCCGUAACCUGCCUUUCCCACCUGGAUUCCAGAUCAAAUCCCAACAGAGCGAAGUAACCAGAAUCCUCGAUGGGAAAAACAUCAAGUACGAGCUGGUGGAUAUCUCCCAAGACAACGCUCUCCGGGAGGAGAUGAGGGCAAAGGCAGGCAACCCCAAAGCUAUCCCACCCCAGAUUGUCAAUGGAGACCACUACUGUGGGGAUUAUGAGCUUUUUGUGGAAGCAGUGGAGCAAAACACUCUGCAGGAGUUCCUGAAGCUGGCCUGAGCCUUGGGCUCCCCUCCCAUCCUGGACUCUACCUGCCUUCCUGAGCACCCUCAUCUCCGACCACCUUCACUUCCAGGUUGUCAGCACUGUCCUGGCACCGCGACCUGUAUCCCAGCACAGGGAAACCCAUGACCAAAACUACUCAUUGCAGCUGCCUACGAUUCCCCCCGCCUAACCCUGAUAAUCAUCUCCGAGGGACCCAAAGAAAGCCUGACGCUCGCUGCGCAUGGCCUUUGAACAAAGCUGGGCCUGGCUCACACCGCAGCUUCCAGUGCCUCCGUAAACAGCAAAGCCUCUGGGGUGUGCGAAGUGCGGCUGGCCGUCGGCCCUUUCCUCUGCAGGGAGAGCUGCUGCUUCGGGAGGGAAGGGCUUAGGGUUGCAUGUUACUUCCCACUUUUCCUAGUUGCUGUUAAAAUUGUAAAUCCUACUGCCUCACUUCCUUUUUUUUUU